This is a messenger RNA of Suillus subalutaceus, 1134 nucleotides long. RefSeq lists its product as uncharacterized. Lineage: Eukaryota; Fungi; Basidiomycota; Agaricomycetes; Boletales; Suillaceae. The transcript has 2 exons. The record is from RefSeq and is a predicted model, not a curated record. The annotation marks the transcript as partial.
UUCAACAGUCUACCGUACGAGUUGGCUUCUUAUAUAUUCGAGCUGGCAACACUACUUGAUAAUGACAACGGGGAAGAAGAAAGACAACCCCUCAGUCGGAAGUGUUCAAAGAUGCCAACAGUCCUGGCGUCUGUAAGCAGAGAAUGGAGAUACAUCACACUGCAGUGCACUCCAAGACUAUGGUCGCACUUAGAAUUUAUUCCAAGACAAAACAAGCUCAAGCAGCAGCAAUCCCAAUUGUUUGCCCAUGUUAGCAGGUCACAGAAAUGUCCGUUGGAUAUUUUCAUCAAUCUACGGGCACAACAGGGGGUUAUGUCUAGUGUUGCAAAACGCUCAUACCACAAAUACGCCUCUGCGAUCCCCGAAAUCCUCGAGGUCCUCUUCCCACAGAUGGAUCAAUGGAGGUCACUCACAAUUUUUUGUGACCUUUGGGGGCCGUUUGUUAAGGCCUUUGAACUGCUCAAUGCAUCUACCACAGCUGGUGCUUCUUGCCUGGAAAUUUUGGAAAUUUUGGAGUUCCAAUCCUGUGGCGAUCUCAAAGUUUGGCCUCCUGCAAUCAACCCUUCCCCACGCAGCGAGCGGAUGGCCUGUAGAGUCUCAUUCAAAGCCUUGUUUCCCUCAGACAAGAUCGACCUCAGUCAGCAUAAAAUUCUCCCAAGACUCCGUCACAUGUCUUUACGCGGGGUUCCAAUGAACUGGAUUGCUUUAUCUCAGCAAUUGGGUGCGGCUGCCGUUUUGAAAUCACUACAUUCUUUGGAGUUAUCCCGCUUUUUUGCAGGCGAACAGGCUCCUACAAGUAAUGAAUUUUCAGCCAUUCUUACCGCAUGCCCUCAUCUGCGCAAAGUCGCAAUGAGGGUCUUUAGGCUGUCAAAUUACAAGAGAGAGCGAAAUCCAGUGCCUGUAACCCUUUUCCAGCUUGAAGAGCUUUGUUUGGAAUAUGGAAAUGGGUUCAAGGAUGCUGAGCAUGCUAUGGAGGUGCUCAAACACAUCAAUGCACCCAAGCUUAGCCGCCUUUUUAUUAUCCCCUGCAGCCGCGAUUCCAUUCAUUCUGGUCCAGACCCACAGCCUCUCAUUGCAUAUGCACGGGAGUGGUGUGCCCAGUCCGCAGCCGAAGUGCUUUUUACAAGCAUCUAA